GAAGCAGCAGCAGCAGGCCGACCUCACACAUCACACAUCCAAUGGCACCCGACAAUAUCGUCUUCUUCCUCCUAGUUCUCCCUCCCCCGUCCGACUCGUCUCUCUACCUAUUUACCCUACCUUUACCUACAUUAUCCUCACGGUGCUUGGUAUCCCAAAGGAAGCGACUGUUUGUUCCUCAUACCCGAUAUCUACUUGAUUCCACCUCGACCCAACUCAACUUUUCUCUUUUAAACUAUCGAGUACCUUGGUUGACAUCACCCUACUUAACGUAUCCGUACUUUACACAGCUUUUGCUCUGCCGUACAUCAUUGCUCUGCUCAGCUCCCACUUCACCCGCCUCAAGGGCAAGGCAGGAGAGGUAAAGGUACCCUACCUUACUACCGGAAAUCCUCCGUUGGAUACAUCACAAACACACCCCACUGCGAUUUCUUCAUAUCUUCCGCCAGACUUCUCCCAUAUACCGGCCUUCUUCUCCAUCCUUCUCCUCCUACCUGACUUCUCCUCACUUCUGUUACUAUUCCAUCUCCAACUUCUUCAUCUUUCUACCUUGACAAUCUUUGCAACUCAUCUCACCUCCGUUGUAUCCUCUCGACCCAGCUGCGACUACCACUACCACUGCUGCUGCUGCCUGACCUCAAGUAGCUCACCUCACUUCCACAAUCCAUCCCACAUCCACAACCAUAACCUCAGAGGAAAGAAAAAAAGAGGGAAAAAAAGAGUACGUACCAUCAGCUACUUGUCUUUGCAGUCUCGC
Colletotrichum godetiae is the source of this 757-nucleotide messenger RNA. RefSeq lists its product as uncharacterized. NCBI's taxonomy places the organism in Eukaryota, Fungi, Ascomycota, Sordariomycetes, Glomerellales, Glomerellaceae. The transcript has a single exon. Bases 42 to 365 code for a protein of 107 amino acids. The record is from RefSeq and is a predicted model, not a curated record.